Messenger RNA from Plectropomus leopardus (leopard coralgrouper), 2277 nucleotides. It is a transcript of the gene cyp2r1, whose product is annotated as cytochrome P450, family 2, subfamily R, polypeptide 1. Gene Ontology annotation, molecular function: heme binding; iron ion binding; oxidoreductase activity, acting on paired donors, with incorporation or reduction of molecular oxygen, reduced flavin or flavoprotein as one donor, and incorporation of one atom of oxygen. Gene Ontology annotation, biological process: xenobiotic metabolic process. Lineage: Eukaryota; Metazoa; Chordata; Actinopteri; Perciformes; Serranidae. Gene Ontology annotation, cellular component: intracellular membrane-bounded organelle; cytoplasm. The record is from RefSeq and is a predicted model, not a curated record.
UCAGCACAAGUGGGCUAGCAGUGGGAGAGAGUUUUUGAAAAGAUGGUUUCAAUUAAAUCUCCGUCUCUGGUGCCGGUGUCCUGCGCGCAGGCUCUGCUCGCUGUGGGCUGCUUGACUGUCGCUCUCCUCGCCUUCCUGUUGGUUCGCCAGCUCGGCAAGCAGAGAAGACCCCCGGGCUUUCCUCCUGGUCCAUCUCCCAUCCCUGUGAUAGGAAACAUCAUGUCUCUGGCCAACGAGCCGCACGUCUUCCUCAAGAAGCAGAGUGAAGUUCAUGGACAGAUCUUCAGUCUUGACCUGGGAGGCAUCUUGACGGUGGUAUUAAAUGGAUAUGACUCUGUCAGGGAAUGCCUUUACCAUCAGAGCGAGGUUUUCGCUGAUCGUCCAUCACUGCCUUUAUUCAAGAAAAUGACCAAAAUGGGUGGGCUCCUAAACUGUAAGUAUGGCAAAGGCUGGAUUGAACACCGUAAACUGGCUUGCAACUCUUUCCGGUACUUCGGCAGCGGCCAGAGACUGUUUGAGAGGAAGAUCUCGGAGGAGUGCAUGUUCUUUGUUGAUGCCAUCGAUGAACACAAGGGAAAGCCCUUCAAUCCCAAACACCUGGUGACCAACGCUGUGUCCAACAUCACCAACCUGAUCAUCUUUGGACAGCGUUUUACCUACGACGACCGCAACUUCCAGCACAUGAUCGAGAUAUUCAGUGAGAACGUGGAGCUAGCAGUGAGCGGCUGGGCCCUCCUCUACAACGCCUUCCCCUGGAUUGAGUAUGUGCCCUUUGGAAAACACCAGAAGCUGUUCCGCAAUGCCUCUGAAGUGUAUGACUUCCUGCUGCAGGUGAUAACGGGUUUUUCACAGGGCAGGGUGCCACACGCACCUCGCCAUUAUGUUGAUGCCUAUUUGGAUGAGUUGGAGCAGAACGCGGGAGAACCCACCUCCUCUUUUUCCUAUGAGAACCUCAUCUAUUCAGUGGGUGAGCUCAUUAUUGCUGGCACAGAGACCACAACCAACACCUUGCGCUGGGCCAUGCUGUACAUGGCUCUCUACCCCAACAUACAAGAGAGGGUGCACAAGGAGAUUGACAGCAUUCUGGCCACUGGGAGGGCACCCACUUUAGAGGAUAAGCAGAAGAUGCCGUUUGUGGAGGCCGUCCUGCACGAGGUCCUUCGCUUCUGCAACAUUGUCCCGCUUGGUAUUUUCCGUGCCACCUCCCAGGAUGCAAAAGUCAACGGUUACACAAUUCCCAAGGGCACCAUGGUGAUCACAAAUCUCUACUCGGUGCACUUUGAUGAGAAGUACUGGAACGAUCCCGGGGUUUUCUCACCGCAGAGGUUCCUGGACAGCAAGGGCAACUUUGUGAGGCGUGAGGCUUUCUUGCCAUUCUCCAUGGGGAGGCGUUGCUGCCUGGGCGAGCAGCUGGCCAGGAUGGAGAUGUUCCUCUUUUUCACCACAUUGCUGCAGAGGUUUCAUCUUCAGUUCCCUCCAGGAACCGUCCCCACUGUCACUCCCAAACUGGGCAUGACCUUACAGCCCAAACCUUACUCCAUCUGUGCCGUCCGCAGGCAGCAGAAAAGUCCCUGCUCUGCAGACACUCCUUAUAAGGAGUAGGCAAGCAAGAAUUUAUAACAGCUUGUUCAUCUGUUCAAGCCAGGAUUUUACUGUUUUGCACAGCAAUGCAACCACAUGAUACAUCACUCGUGAUUGUGGCGUACAGGUUUGGUGUGUCACAGUUUUUCCAAAGGACUUCCAAGGACAAAAAAAAGCUCUCUACAUAUGGGCACGUGAUUCAGUGAAUUCAGUUAGCGAAUUCUUUUACUGAGCAAUAUGCACGUUUGCACAAUACUUUGAAGCAACAAGGUAGGCGUCAUAGACUUGGUGCUGAAAGGACAUUCUGGGAACACUCGGAAGCUAUUGAUUUGGUUCUCAGUAGCUCAGAGCUGCUCUGAGCCCAGAAAAAAAAAAUGUCUAUGAACCUCUGUGCAGUAGCAAUGGGUUAGGUAUAUGUCAAUGAUUGAUAGUAAGUACACCUAUGAUGGUUCAUAGCCCUGCCUACUCAGGACAGCUUCAGGUCAGACAAAUGACACCACUGAUUUGUACGUGUGGGGCGAAAUGGGGCUUUCCAAGAAGGUUCUGAACAUUGUGUGUUGGAGCUUGACGUGGGCCAAGAUUUACAUCAUCUGGACUGACUCUGACCCCGUCUCCAGGGAUCUGUGGAAAAUGUGUCUCUCAAAGGCAAAUGCAGCCUUGGUGGAUUUCUAGAAAUUGACUAUGCAACACUGAUUU